Molecule: messenger RNA, 639 nt
Organism: Engraulis encrasicolus (European anchovy)
Lineage: Eukaryota; Metazoa; Chordata; Actinopteri; Clupeiformes; Engraulidae
Product: kinesin-like protein KIF21A
Exons: 3
Coding region: 355-639 (94 amino acids)
Biological process (GO): mitotic spindle organization; microtubule-based movement; spindle elongation
Cellular component (GO): microtubule associated complex
Molecular function (GO): microtubule binding; microtubule motor activity; ATP binding
Source: RefSeq, a predicted model, not a curated record
CCCUUGUUGGGAAACACGCAGGAGGCGAAAGCGAACGCGGCGCUCGCUCUCCAGCAAACCCACGACGGCUCAGCGGCAGUGGUACGGAAAUAAUGUUACCGACGGUGUAGCCGGUUUUGCUGCAGGCCAAAACAACACCGUGCAAUUAGAAAUAAAAACGGAAAAAGAGGUUGGCAAGGCUGUGCGUAAUUUCUAUAAUGGCAACAUUUCCAAAUCGUCGCUGUUGUCUGUGUUCACGCGCCAAGGAGCACCGUCGCCGCCAGUAAAGCUAAGCCGAUCAAGAAAAAGGAAAAUCAAGCUAUUUAUAUCCACUGCUCUGCUUGACUUCGUUUACCGUCGUGGACGGUCGAGACCAUGUCGGGCGGCCAGGACGAAAGUUCGGUGCGUGUGGCGUUGAGGGUCCGUCCUCAGCUGGCGCGCGAGAAGAUCGAAGGAUGUCACAUCUGCACGUUCGUCACCCCCGGCGAGCCUCAGGUGAUGCUGGGAAAAGACAAGGCCUUCACCUACGACUUUGUCUUCGACAUGGACACUACCCAGGACGCCAUCUACGCCAACUGCACAGAGAAGCUGAUUGAAGGAUGCUUCGAAGGCUACAACGCCACCAUCUUUGCUUAUGGACAGUGUGGGGAUGCUAAAUAG